CUCCCCUUUGUCCUUUGCAAGCUUUAAACGCUCUGAUCCUUAAGCAUACUUCAUCUUAUUUCAGUCUUUCAGCCACCCACCUUUAUCAAGAAAUGGGAGGCUGCGCGAGCAAGCCCCAAGACUUUGACAUCCUUAAGGUGUCAAUCCCUACCGAAGAUGUUGUUGCCCCUGAGAAGGCCGAGGGCGAGACUGUUGCUCAAGGGACCAACAAUGUAGAUGAGAUGCAGAACGAAGCACCUUUGAUAGACCUCUCCAAGGAUGAGGAUGAAAACUCAUCCUCUGAACAAAAGACUAUUGUUGAAGCAACACCAGUUUCUGUGGAGUCACAUGAAGAAACUACCAAGAUAGUAGAAGAUAAAGUUGAAAACCCUAUAGAUGAAUUGAAAGGCGUCAAGGUUGAGGCUCAUAAUGAGACUAAAGAGCCAGCAAAGGAAGAGCAAGCUGAGGCCAAGAUUGACAAAUCAGAUGUUUCCCCACUCUCUAAAGAUAAAAGUACUGAUGCACCUCUAAUUGCUACUACAUGACAACACCUCAAAGCUAACAAAAGCAAUAAAGCUAGACAUGCAUAAGUUGCCACCAAACUUUAUCAUGAUUAUGAUGAUUGUUUGGAUGUUUAAGCCUGGUUUGUUGGGAGUGAUGCAAGGACAUGAAAUCGACGAUUAUUUUUUAUCGUUUAGAUAAUGUAUUUAUUCUUCGUAAUUUGUUGUUUCUACUAAUCCAUGUAUCUAGUUUUAGAAAUCAAAUAUGUUAUGCAAAAAUAUUUGGACAAUUACCAA
Carya illinoinensis is the source of this 776-nucleotide messenger RNA. RefSeq lists its product as uncharacterized. The transcript has 2 exons. The coding region runs from base 93 to 524 and encodes 143 amino acids. NCBI's taxonomy places the organism in Eukaryota, Viridiplantae, Streptophyta, Magnoliopsida, Fagales, Juglandaceae. The record is from RefSeq and is a predicted model, not a curated record.